Letharia lupina is the source of this 516-nucleotide messenger RNA. RefSeq lists its product as uncharacterized. The transcript has a single exon. The record is from RefSeq and is a predicted model, not a curated record. Lineage: Eukaryota; Fungi; Ascomycota; Lecanoromycetes; Lecanorales; Parmeliaceae. Bases 1 to 516 code for a protein of 171 amino acids.
AUGGCUUUCUGUCCCGGUGAAAGAGGCCUUUACGUCCUGCAAGCUCAAUGCACGGACGUCCGGCUCCUCGGGCAAGCUGCCAGACAAGAGUGGCAUUCUGAGGCACGAGAUCUCCCCCGGAUCACCUCGAUGUUGGAUAUCGACCCGGAAAAGACAGCCGUUCGUAGUCAGGAUUGCUUCACAACAAGAGUCAAGCGACUAGCCAAGGUGUUUCCUCGCCCGCUGUAUACAACGUUCCACGUACAUUUCUACGAGCACGACGCAGCCAACACCUUCGAUGAAGUUGCUGAAGGGAAGCCGAGCUCACCGGUACCACCACGUCAGCGGAGCAUACCCAUCUCCCUUGGAAUGCCACGCUGGCGCACCAAACCUCCGAAACCAGCGCACACUGCGACCGCUACCGUCACCACCGCCCGUAUACCGAGCGAGACAAGGCUCAGCGAACCGUAUGAGCCGGACGUUCGUCCGAAUUCGAGAAAGUUGCGAAUGGAACUGCGUGGCCACAAACAGGAGUGA